This is a messenger RNA of Medioppia subpectinata, 659 nucleotides long. NCBI's taxonomy places the organism in Eukaryota, Metazoa, Arthropoda, Arachnida, Sarcoptiformes, Oppiidae. The record is from the annotation of a GenBank genome assembly.
GCACUAUAUUCAUACUGUCCGACUUCAAGCCGAUGGCUCGGCCCCUGUGCCGCGAUAUCGUGUUUUACAUAUCGACCACUUUUAUAGUGUGGCUGACGUUUUUGGGCGGCUCUAUCAAGAUGUCCCAUUCGAUUGCAUUCAUUUGCAUCUAUUUAUUUUACAUCAUUACUGUCGUCGGCUCUGGCAUUAUAUACACUAAAUAUCUCAAUAAGAAAAAGACCGAAUCUAGCGAUGAACCGCCCGAAGAGAUGUCGGGUCGAGUGAGUAAACUAGUGUUCGCGCGCACAUACUUCGGCCGCCAGGCGUCCAAAGCCAAGCGCACGUCCAUUAACGACAUGCAGGACGACAACUAUGAAGGAGUUGUACUCAGAAGAAUCAAAUUCCGCGAUAUCGGCGUUACGUCACCGCAAAGGAGGCGCACCCUCUCUAACAUCCAUCAGCCCUACCAAAACGGCUCACAGCGGAAGAGUAUAUUCACGGUCUCUAAAGCAGACAAUGAAGAAGAAUUUCGGGGCAGAACUCAACGAAGCAACACAAUAUCGGACGUCUCGUUCCCAAACCAUACACCAGUGGUGGGCGAGAAGAAAAGGGUCCUAUUAUUACAUCAAUUGAGUAAAAUAAGUAUGAAUAGCAUUUGGUCGUCAAAAUCGACAACAUUU